UUAAAGAGCAAAGUGAGGAGAGAGAGAGAGAGAGAGAGACUGCAGCAGCCGAAGGAAAAGAUGGGGGGAGGAAUGGAGGUGCACAAGAACAGGUACAUAGAGGACUGGAACUCGGCGAGGGAGAAUCUGGAGCUCAACUUCCGUUGGACCCGGCGCAACUUAGCACUCAUCGGCAUCUUCGGCGUCGCUAUCCCCAUCCUCGUCUACAAGGGCAUCGUCAAAGAAUUCCAUAUGCAAGAUGAGGACUAUCGGAGGCCAUAUAGGAAAUUUAUGUGAAUUUUAUGAAUUUGUUCUGUAAUAAUGAUGGCUCAAGUGACCGAGAUCUGUCAAAAUUAUGUGCCUUCUUCGAUUUUGGUAACCCUUAUUUCUUGUUUUCACCUGUGGAUUUUGGCUUUGCCAUUGUUUUGCUAUACUUUGAUGACAGUUUCGUUGUUCUAGCAAGUUGAAUGCUUUAUAAUUGUGACUUCCACCCGGUCUCUUUUCA
Molecule: messenger RNA, 484 nt
Organism: Nelumbo nucifera (sacred lotus)
Lineage: Eukaryota; Viridiplantae; Streptophyta; Magnoliopsida; Proteales; Nelumbonaceae
Product: neuronal acetylcholine receptor subunit alpha-5
Cellular component (GO): respiratory chain complex I
Source: RefSeq, a predicted model, not a curated record